AUCUAAGGAGGAUCCAACAUAAUUAGGUUAUUUGAGCAUUUUUCUAUUUUCUUCUUUUAGUUUCAUUUCAAAUCUUCUUGGGUGAGCUUUUCCCCGUCCUCCAGUUCUCCACCACACUAUGGCUGAGAAGGUUGGACCAGGAGGGCCCAAGCCCAUCGCCCCACGGACCACCCCUUCCCUCCCCCCAGAGCCCAUCGAUAUCAUCCGCACAAAAGCCCACUCGCGAAGGGUCCGUAUCAACGUGGGAGGGUUGAACCACGAGGUGCUGUGGCGGACCCUGGACCGCCUCCCCAGGACACGCCUGGGCAAGCUCCGGGACUGCAACACCCACGAGUCCCUGAUGGAAGUGUGCGACGACUACAGCCUGAACGAGAACGAGUACUUCUUUGACCGCCACCCCGGAGCCUUCACCUCCAUCCUCAACUUCUACCGCACGGGCAAGCUGCACAUGAUGGAGGAGAUGUGCGCGUUGUCGUUCGGCCAGGAGCUGGACUACUGGGGCAUCGAUGAGAUCUACCUGGAGUCGUGCUGCCAGGCGCGCUACCACCAGAAGAAGGAGCAGAUGAACGAGGAGCUGAGGAGAGAAGCAGAGACGCUGAGGGAGAGGGAGGGAGAGACGGAGUUUGAUAACACCUGCUGCCCAGACAAGAGAAAGAAGCUGUGGGAUCUCCUGGAAAAACCCGGCUCCUCCGUGGCUGCAAAGAUUCUGGCCAUCAUAUCUAUCCUGUUCAUAAUCCUGUCCACCAUCGCCCUGUCACUCAACACCUUACCUGAACUUCAGGUCAUUGACGAGUUCGGCCAGGCCAAUGACAACCCCCAGCUUGCCCAUGUUGAGGCUGUGUGCAUCGCCUGGUUCACCAUGGAGUACCUCCUUCGCUUCCUCUCCUCCCCCAACAAGUGGAAGUUCUUCAAGGGGCCUCUGAAUGUCAUCGACCUGCUGGCCAUCCUCCCCUACUACGUCACCAUCUUCCUGACAGAGUCCAACAAGAGCGUGCUGCAGUUCCAAAACGUCAGGAGGGUGGUCCAGAUCUUCCGGAUCAUGAGAAUUCUGAGGAUUCUGAAGCUGGCUCGACAUUCCACAGGUCUCCAGUCUCUGGGCUUCACCCUCCGGAGGAGCUACAACGAGCUAGGCCUGCUCAUCCUCUUCCUGGCCAUGGGCAUCAUGAUCUUCUCCAGCCUGGUCUUCUUUGCGGAGAAGGACGAAGACGCCACCAAGUUCACCAGCAUCCCCGCCUCCUUCUGGUGGGCUACCAUCACCAUGACGACGGUCGGUUACGGCGACAUCUAUCCGCAGACUCUCCUAGGGAAGAUAGUGGGCGGUCUCUGCUGCAUUGCCGGUGUGCUGGUGAUCGCCCUGCCCAUCCCCAUCAUCGUCAACAACUUCUCAGAGUUCUACAAGGAGCAGAAGAGGCAGGAGAAGGCCAUCAAGAGGCGGGAGGCCCUGGAGAGGGCCAAGAGGAACGGCAGCAUCGUCUCCAUGAACCUAAAGGACGCCUUCGCCCGCAGCAUGGAGCUGAUGGACGUGGUGGUGGAGAAGGGAGAAGACAAGUGCUCUCAGGACAACCACCUGACACCCAGCCGCUGGGGAGGCACGCCCAAACGCGUCGCCUCCGACACCAGCCUCAGGUCACUGGACACCAGGAACCUUGACUCUGGCCUGAUGGCCUCCCCACACCGCAUAACCAUCACCACCACUGGCAGCCCUGAGCGUUUCCCCAGGAGCCCCCAGCACCGGAGAGGCAGCCCCUUGCUCUACAGAGGCAGCCCUCAGCACCUCAAUGCCCAGACACUGGAGCAGAUGUACAACCAGAUGAGCAAGUCUCAGUCCUUCACCAACCUCAACACCAGUUCCAUUAGCACCAUGAGCACCACACAGCCUGCACCAACACAGGAAGUGGAGCUGGAGAUGAAGGAGGUCGCACCUACCUCGGAGCCUGCCCCGAAAGACAAGGUCAUCACGGAGAUCCGGAGCCUGUCGAGCGUGGACAGCUUUGCCAGCUGCACUGCUGAGCUCGGUGAAGGGGGCGACCCCAGGCCCCCUGGAGCCCAUGGAGACGGUGGUGCCCGACAUCCCAGGGCUCCUGCCUCUCUAGACCUGAGUCAGUUGACCCUCCCAGAGUCAAGGGUAGAUGAGAGCUCUGAAGAAACCCAGGGCGACGUACUGAAAGACGACUUGUGCGAGUUUGUUCCCGUCAACCCAGGUGCCGAGGUUCAGUCCCCAGAAGAGGAGAACCAGGAGGAUGGGGAGGGGAACUUUGACAGCUUUGUGGAGAACAUCAGGAGCUCGAUGAGGGGCAACAAUCCCAUGAACACCACGAGGUUGAAGGUCAAUUUCACCGAGACUCCCGAGGAGGGUCCCCUCACCCCCCCCAGCACCACGUCACCUCAGGACAUCAGCUCCAGCCUUCUGGAGGACCAAACCCCCGAGGGCGAGACCUCACCGCUCAUCCCCAGCACAGACACCCCCGAGGAGGAGACCGGCCCCUUGUCCCCUCAGAGGCUGGUGGUGGACACCCCUCCAGGAGAUGAUGACCCCCUCAACCAGAGUUUGUUGGCAGAGAACCAUGAGGAGAAGAACCUGAUGCAGGUGGCAGGUGCUGCUGUUGGUUCCUCGUCAGCACAAAACUGCACCCAGGGUGUGGUGGGAGCCAGUGCGGAGUGCAAAGCUGACAGCAACCAAAGUGGACACAAAGUAGAGAACCACAUGUUUACACCUGAGAUCUACCUGAUUCCUGGCGAUGGGACGCUCUCCCCCACCUGUGAAACCAGCAUGUGACUGUAGUGGGGGGCCGUCGGGGGGAAAACUCCCCAGGGAGAAUGCCUGGUGUGGAAGAAGACAGGAAGAGAAACAAAGGGAGAGGGUGCAGCGAUGUAGUUAAAGAUAUUUUUGCAUGGCAUGACAAGUCCCUUUUUCUUGUGUCAUUGUGUUUCGCUGAACGUGAGACUGCAGCACUGUUGCAGAGUAAGGCAGACUUUGUGGGAGAAAACGGUGGGCUCAAAGAAGAAACUCUUGCGAAACCAAGAGAAUUUAGCAAAGUAUAUCGACAUUUUAAAUAUCCUAAUGUAAAUAUGGACCGUAUCUUUCUUUUAUAGCAACAGAGAGAAAUGCACAGAGGGAACAUAAAAAGCAUGCAUUUAAAAAUGUGUUAUUUUAUGGUGCUUAGUUUGCUGUAAGCGCUCCACUAUAAAUACUAUGACAACAAAGGUAAUGCCAAUGCACAGGAUGGCUAAAGAAAAGUAUUUCAAAUGCGAAGAGGGAGAUUGCAUUCAGAGACCUCAGAGAAUGUUGCAACGUAGCGACCUAUAAAAAACAUAUCAUUACCCUUUUGUGGAAAUGCAAUGUGUACCAUGACAACACUAUGAUGUUUUGUGUUCUGAAUUCUGUAUGGCAAUUAAUGUUAACAUUCUUGUCUAUGGUUUGCAUAAUACUUGGUUUUGUUUUGUUUUACUGUCCUGAUAAGAACUUGUGAGAACUUAAUGACCGUCACACUUUAUUUGGAUAGAAGGAUUAAACCCCCUUCAUUCCACAACUGAGUACACACCUGUAGUUGCCAAAUACAUAACCAGUGACGAAAAGAACUUCAGACGCUUCAGCUUAACUUAAUUACUAACUUAAAUGUAUUGCAUUCAGAGGUUAGGACCAGGGGAUUAAAUAUUAUAUAUUUGGUUGAUUAAAAUGACAUAGUCUGGUCCACUUAUUUGCUUUCUGUCUGCAUUAUUUACUUGCUGAUUUCAGAUAUCUUAAAGUAGUUUUAAUAAUUACACAACAGAAAAGUAGGCCUAUUCUAGAUCAGCUGUAGAGCUUUCAAGUAGAGCAGAAAAGGUCUAUAAAAAUAUGAUGUGUAUCAAUUAAAUUACUGUAGGUCUCAUUAUCCUUAAGGUGUUCUUACUGUAGGCCUCUCUUUGACAGAUGCAACAAUAAUAGUCUAAUACAGGAAAUAAAUAUGAUAAUAUGCUGUCAGAUUUACUGUCAGAGGACCAAAACUAUAAUAUUAUCAUGCUUUGUCAUCUUAUUGUCAUCUGUCAGUACAUCCUCUCUGCUCAACAACAUUAAGUGUAAUGUGUAGAUGACUUCAACUUGAUUGUUCUCAUUAGGUUUGUCUGUGACUUCAGCACCAUAUCCUCUUCUGUCAGAUACUGUACUAUCCGUCUGUUAAAGUACAUACACCUGCAAGUUUAUCCAACCCUGCUCUUUCUUUAAGACAUUUUUGUAUAUAUCUGUAGUGUCUUGAAAUGUACAUUAUUGUGUUUUACCGUGAACAAAACAAGA
Molecule: messenger RNA, 4270 nt
Organism: Hypomesus transpacificus
Lineage: Eukaryota; Metazoa; Chordata; Actinopteri; Osmeriformes; Osmeridae
Product: potassium voltage-gated channel subfamily B member 2-like
Exons: 3
Coding region: 119-2776 (885 amino acids)
Biological process (GO): potassium ion transmembrane transport; protein homooligomerization
Cellular component (GO): membrane; voltage-gated potassium channel complex
Molecular function (GO): delayed rectifier potassium channel activity; protein binding
Source: RefSeq, a predicted model, not a curated record